Messenger RNA from Exophiala aquamarina CBS 119918, 576 nucleotides. RefSeq lists its product as uncharacterized. Bases 1 to 576 code for a protein of 191 amino acids. The transcript is spliced from 2 exons. The record is from RefSeq and is a predicted model, not a curated record. NCBI's taxonomy places the organism in Eukaryota, Fungi, Ascomycota, Eurotiomycetes, Chaetothyriales, Herpotrichiellaceae.
AUGUCAUUUUCAUCUCAGGCGGCACAGGAACUCAAGGGUCUGCCACAAUCUAUCCAUGCUCUGGUCCGCGAUCUUGAUAGUCCCAACGCUCAAGCGUUAGCAAAGCUUUCACCGUCAGCCAAACUUUUCAAAGGUGAUAACGACGACGUGUCUGCCGUUGCAGCUGCAGCAGAAUCAUGCACGGCAUGCUUUUUUCAUCUCAACACAGGUUGGACCGACUUCAAAAGUGAGCAACGGCAUGCUGAGAAUAUCCUCUCAGUCCUCUCAACAGUCCCCUCUGUCAAACGAGUCGUCUAUACCACCACCGCUGGCGUCAAAGAUCCUGGAGUCUCCGGAAACUUCAAGAACAUUAAAGAAGGCACCAAUCGCUACGCCUGUAUUGAAGGAAAAUACACCAACGAGCUUGCAGUUCAGAAAGCCGCCGAACAAAACGGCUGGGCUUGGACCAUUAUUAAGCCAGCAAACUUUCUAUCUAACUUUUUGAGCCCGGUAGCGAAGUGGAUGUAUCCACAACUGGCUGAACAUCGGAUUUCAACUGUAUUGCCGUUCGACUACAAAUUUAUACAUCGCCAAUAA